Messenger RNA from Octodon degus (degu), 3035 nucleotides. It is a transcript of the gene Pde6a, whose product is annotated as phosphodiesterase 6A. The transcript is spliced from 22 exons. Gene Ontology annotation, molecular function: protein binding; 3',5'-cyclic-nucleotide phosphodiesterase activity. Gene Ontology annotation, biological process: signal transduction. The record is from RefSeq and is a predicted model, not a curated record. Lineage: Eukaryota; Metazoa; Chordata; Mammalia; Rodentia; Octodontidae. Bases 120 to 2702 code for a protein of 860 amino acids.
CAGACAAGACCUGAGAGGUCCAGAUGAUAGCAGGGCAUUCUGACUCAACUUGCCACAGACUGCCUUAGAAGUCUUUAACCUUAGCCACUCCACACUAGUAGCCAGAGGGAUUCCCAGCCAUGGGUGAGGUGACAGCAGAAGAGGUGGAAAAGUUUCUGGACUCACAUAUUGGCUUUGCCAAAGAGUACUACAACCUCCGCUACCGGGCCAAGGUUAUCGCAGAGCUUCUUGGAGCCAAGGAGGUGGCCGUGGACUUCAGCAGCUACCACUCACUGAGCAGUGUGGAAGAGAGUGAAAUCAUCUUUGAUCUCCUACGGGACUUCCAGGAAAACUUACAGACUGAGAAGUGCACCUUCAAUGUCAUGAAGAAGCUGUGCUUCCUCUUGCAGGCAGAUCGGAUGAGCUUGUUUAUGUACAGGGCCCGCAAUGGCAUCGCAGAGCUGGCCACCCGGCUCUUCAACGUGCACAAGGACGCUGUCCUUGAAGACUGCCUGGUGAUGCCCGACUCAGAGAUUGUCUUCCCUCUGGACAUGGGUGUCGUGGGACACGUUGCACAUUCUAAAAAGCUGGCCAACGUCCCCAACACAGAGGAGGAUGAGCAUUUUUGUGACUUUGUGGACAACCUCACAGAGUACCAGACUAAGAACAUAUUGGCCACCCCCAUCAUGAACGGGAAGGAUGUAGUGGCUGUGAUCAUGGCUGUAAAUAAAGUGGAAGGAUCCUACUUCACCCAGAGAGAUGAAGAGAUUCUUCUCAAGUACCUCAAUUUUGCAAAUCUAAUCAUGAAGGUGUUCCACCUGAGUUACCUGCACAACUGUGAGACUCGACGUGGCCAGAUCCUGCUGUGGUCUGGUAGCAAAGUCUUUGAAGAGCUUACAGAUAUCGAGAGACAGUUCCACAAAGCCCUGUACACAGUCCGUGCCUUCCUCAACUGUGACAGAUAUUCUGUGGGUCUUCUAGAUAUGACCAAGCAGAAGGAAUUUUUUGAUGUAUGGCCAGUUCUGAUGGGUGAGGCUCCACCUUACUCUGGACCAAGAACUCCAGAUGGAAGGGAAAUUAACUUUUACAAAGUCAUUGACUACAUCCUGCACGGCAAAGAAGACAUCAAAGUAAUCCCGAAUCCACCUCCUGACCACUGGGCUUUAGCAAGUGGUCUCCCUACAUACGUUGCCCAAAAUGGCCUGAUCUGCAAUAUCAUGAAUGCGCCUGCAGAGGACUUUUUUGCAUUUCAGAAAGAGCCCCUGGAUGAGUCUGGAUGGAUGAUCAAAAAUGUCCUUUCAAUGCCCAUUGUGAACAAGAAGGAAGAAAUUGUUGGGGUAGCCACGUUUUACAAUCGCAAAGAUGGGAAACCCUUUGAUGAAAUGGACGAGACGCUCAUGGAGUCUUUGACUCAAUUCCUGGGAUGGUCUGUCUUAAAUCCUGACACCUAUGAAUCGAUGAACAGGCUUGAAAAUAGGAAAGACAUUUUCCAGGACAUUGUGAAAUAUCACGUGAAGUGUGAUAAUAACGAAAUUCAGCAAAUUCUGAAAACCAGAGAGGUGUAUGGGAAGGAGCCGUGGGAGUGUGAGGAAGAGGAGCUGGCGGAGAUCCUGCAAGGUGAGCUGCCAGAUGCAGAGAAAUUUGAAAUUAACAAGUUCCACUUCAGCGACUUGCCCCUCACAGAACUGGAGCUGGUGAAAUGUGGGAUACAGAUGUAUUAUGAACUCAAAGUGGUGGAUAAAUUUCACAUUCCACAAGAGGCCCUGGUGCGGUUCAUGUACUCCCUGAGCAAAGGCUACCGCAGGAUCACCUACCACAACUGGCGGCAUGGCUUCAAUGUGGGCCAGACCAUGUUCUCCUUGCUGGUGACAGGAAAGCUAAAGCGAUACUUCACUGAUCUGGAAGCCUUGGCCAUGGUCACUGCUGCCUUCUGUCAUGACAUUGACCACAGAGGCACCAACAACCUCUACCAGAUGAAGUCCCAGAACCCACUGGCCAAGCUCCAUGGUUCCUCCAUCUUGGAAAGACACCACUUGGAAUUUGGCAAAACCUUGCUGAGAGAUGAGAACCUGAAUAUCUUUCAAAACCUCAAUCGCCGCCAGCAUGAGCAUGCAAUCCACAUGAUGGACAUUGCCAUCAUCGCCACUGACCUUGCUCUGUAUUUCAAGAAGAGGACAAUGUUCCAAAAAAUCGUGGAUCAGUCGAAGACAUACGAGAAUGCGCAGGAGUGGACACAGUACAUGAUGCUGGAGCAGACGAGGAAGGAAAUCGUCAUGGCCAUGAUGAUGACUGCCUGCGACCUCUCGGCCAUCACCAAGCCCUGGGAGGUGCAGAGCAAGGUGGCUCUGCUGGUGGCAGCUGAAUUCUGGGAGCAGGGCGACUUGGAGCGCACAGUGCUGCAGCAGAACCCCAUUCCCAUGAUGGACAGAAACAAGGCAGAUGAACUCCCGAAGCUUCAAGUCGGUUUCAUUGACUUUGUUUGCACCUUUGUCUAUAAGGAGUUCUCCCGUUUCCACGAGGAGAUAACCCCCAUGCUGGACGGGAUCACCAACAACCGAAAGGAGUGGAAGACCCUUGCUGAUGAGUAUGACACCAAGAUGAAGGCACUGGAGGAGGAGAAGCAGAAGCAGCAGGCGGCCAAACAAGCAGCCUCUGGAAACCAGCCUGGGGGAGGCCCCAGCCCGGGCGGUGCCCCCGCCUCCAAGUCCUGCUGCAUCCAGUAGCGUGCCCAGGCUGCGGCUUGCCGGGGUGAGGCCACCUUUCAAGGGAAGAUGCCAUCCGAGCAGUGGAAAGUGACAGAGCUUCUUGAGAUGCGAGGGUCACGGGAUUUGCGAAGUGAUGGAAUAGUCAGCUUACGUCUUAUCUAGUCUUAAAAAUUCUUCUUAGCCUCAAGAACUGUCUAUUGAGCUAAAGCUGAUGCUAUAGAUUUCAUACCUAUCAAUUCAACUUUUAAUCAACAUCAGAUUCACAUACUUGCUUAGAAUCAGUUUUAUUUUACUUAUUUUAUUUUGCAGUACUGGGGCCUGAACUCAGGCAAAUAAAUGGUGUACUACUGA